Messenger RNA from Exophiala viscosa, 1255 nucleotides. RefSeq lists its product as uncharacterized. The record is from RefSeq and is a predicted model, not a curated record. The coding region runs from base 422 to 1099 and encodes 225 amino acids. The transcript is spliced from 2 exons. NCBI's taxonomy places the organism in Eukaryota, Fungi, Ascomycota, Eurotiomycetes, Chaetothyriales, Herpotrichiellaceae.
CACGACGAUGCCAAUCAUAUGUUUCGAAGCCAUAUGACUGGCACGAGAACAGUCCCGAAGGUCUUUCUUGGCUUGGUUCACAGAAGGUCCGCAAGUGAGGUAGGUGAUGCUUGUUCUGACGGGCUAUGAACGAUCGCUGGUGUCUAUUCACUAUCAACGGAAGGGCUUUGUCACUUCACCAGUCGAGGUUUCUUACAGGUCAGAGUGAGUGAAGCAGUGACAGUGGUGACCAUGGAGGCUGCCUUUCUUGUUCUCUCUCAAUUGCUCACCUCCGCAAAACUCUUUACUUCGUCCAGCUCGAGCGUUUCAAAUCGUCUUUUGCAAUCAAGCAAGCUUACUCGAUUGACCGAUAACAAGCACCUCUUUAUUCUCAUCAGACUAUUACCCAUUCUCUGUGACACUAAUACCGCCAUUCGUCAGGAUGGGAGCCACUCGAGCAUUCCGCGGGUCAGUUGCGGCCAAAGUGAGCAACGGAAUCAGCAAAGCUUUCCUUGCUCCAGUUCAAUCAGAGAUCACGCGUCGCUUGCAUGCAGAUGGCAUCGCUAAUGGGCUCAAGCCCCUCGACAUCAAAUCCCGCGUCUCGCAAUCGCCCAUUCCUGCUUUCAAAGGUCUUGCUCACUUCCCCGUCACUUCACCUCGCAAGGCACUCAAUCAUUCCAUCAUCCGUCAAUGCCUCAACCUCGAAAAGCUUGUACAACAUUCACCGGCCGACACGAACGCGACACCCAGUACCUCUUUCACACCCACAACAUCACCAGAAAUAGCCGCACCGCCAAUGGAAAAACACCCCUUGGAUUUCAUGGGCAGACCAAAGAUCUACCGUGCACCCAAUCUGUUUGGGGGGGACUCCAAGUUCGCUUCCUGCUGCUACCGACCGGAGCCACGGACAACAUCCUGGGGUCUGGGGGACCACAUCCGUCGACUGAAAGCAGAACAAGAAGGCCGCCCCUUCCAAUGGCCACCGCUUGAGGAUGAGGAGAUGGCGCCUGUUGAGGAAGAGGAGGGUUGUGCAUGGUGCCGAGGAUGGGCAACGCCAAUGGCUGUGGAUCCUCCUGGUUGGCAAACCGUGCCCACCAUCCUUAUUCCCGGUUGGAUAUGAUGCGAUGGAUCUCAAUGGGAGAAGAGGGUAACAAGCUUGCAAGGACAUUCAGGAGGAUCUCAAGGAUGGUCAUCUGGCCAACAAAGGGGCUCGACAAUGGAGGAGGACGGUCGCCAGCAGGAAACCGAGGAGGAAGCAACGAUGAACAAUGCGGCC